Molecule: messenger RNA, 2885 nt
Organism: Salvia splendens (bonfire salvia)
Lineage: Eukaryota; Viridiplantae; Streptophyta; Magnoliopsida; Lamiales; Lamiaceae
Product: UBP1-associated protein 2A
Exons: 4
Coding region: 93-1487 (464 amino acids)
Cellular component (GO): nucleus
Molecular function (GO): RNA binding
Source: RefSeq, a predicted model, not a curated record
GACAUGCAAAUUAAUUUGAGCCAAAAACAAGAUGAGUAAGAAAUUAAAUUGAUCAACUUCGUCGCCACCGUUAAACCCUAGAGUCUCUCCGAAUGCACAAUCCUAACAUGGCGAAGAAGCGGAAGCUCGAAGCGGAACCCUCAAAAAAUAAUGGGGAUGUGAAGAUCGUUGCUGGAGUCGUAGCACAAGAAAUUAGGCACGACGAAGUUCAGUAUGAAGAAGAAGAAGAAGAGGAAUACGAGGAGGAAUAUGAAGAGGAAUACGAAGAGGAAGAGGAAGAGGAAGAGGAAGUGGAAGUGGUAGAGGAAGAUGAAGAAGACGAGGAAGAAGAGGCGGAUGCUGAAGAAGACGAUCCACACAUCAUCUGCGGCGUCGGAGAGGAGCCAAUCCCGAUCAACAAUGUUGGUGGCAACGCGUUGACAAUUCCAAGCAAUCACGACGGAGGCGGCGAAGAGCCAAUUGAGAGCAACAAUAACGGCGACGAGGCGGAGGAGGAGCCGAUUCAGAGCGUCCUAGCUGCAUUUAGUAAAGAAACAUUGGUCCAAUUGCUCACGGAAGCCGCCGAUUGCCACGCCGACGUGGCGGCUAGGGUUUGGGCCUCGGCGGAUGUGGAACCCUCCAACCGGAAGAUAUUCGUGCACGGCCUCAAGUGGGACACCACCACGGAGACGCUGUUCCAGGAGUUCGCGAAAUUCGGUGAAAUUGAGGAUUGCCGCGUCGUCUCCGACAAGGCCACUGGCCGAUCCAAGGGCUAUGGGUUCGUUCUCUUCAAGACCCGCCUCGAAGCUCGCCAGGCUCUGAAGGAUCCUCAGAAGUUGAUCGACGAACGAAUGACGUCGUCCCAGCUGGCAUCCGUGGGGUCUAUUGCUACGGCAUUUCCGCAGAAACCGGUGACAGAGUAUACACAGAGGAAGAUUUUUGUGAGUAAUGUGGGGGAGGAUCUGGAUCCGGAGAAAUUGAAGAGUUUCUUCUCCAUGUAUGGGGAGAUCGAGGAAGGCCCUUUGGGGCUUGAUAGAGAGACUGGCAAGCCGAAGGGCUUCUGCUUGUUUACAUAUAAGACCGUUGAGAGCGCGAAAUUGGCGCUGAGCGAGCCUCAUAAGCAAUUUGAAGGGGUUACAUUGCAUUGCCAACAAGCAAUUGAUGGACCAAAGCCUCACAAGGGCGGGGCUAAGAAUCUGCAAUAUGUCGACAAUGUGUAUCCUAGUAUGGUUGGUUCAACUAUGGUGCCGCCUCCCUAUAUGCAGAUGGACCCUUCUGCUGCAGUAGGACAGGCAUUGAGCCUUCUCGGGGCGUUUGGAGUAGCCACAGGGAUGUAUAACAACACUGUAGUGGUGCCGGGUGGAUACGCAAUGGGUGGUGUAGUAAACAUGGGAUCAGCUGGGUUGGAAGGGGGUUGGAAUCAAUGGGGAUACCCGACCAACCAAAUGAGGCAGCGAGGUCGUGGCAGAGGACGCCAGGGUCCUAGGCCGCGCAAAGUGAAACUAUGAAUGGGAUUUUGCUUCAAUCGGUCUUCACAAACCAGGCAUUUGCAUAUUCAUAUAUAUUUUGGCAGUGCCUACAAUUUUCCAAUCUAUCCUCUAUAAACUUAUCUUCUCAUAGACAGGAGAGCUUUAUUGGAAAGUGGUUUGUAACAGAUUUUGGCCAUUGUUUUGGUUUAUUUUGUGAAAAUUUCUUCUCCUAAUAGUGAUUGUUAAUAUUUCCCUCACUUGUGUUUCAUGAAUAGCGACCUUUUGUAUCAUUUCAUCCAUUUCUGAUCGUGUUCGAAUUUGAAAUAUGGUCUGCUUCUCCUAUGGAUUUUGCAUUUGUGCCCAUACUUUUUCCUCCUAUUUUGUUUUAUGCUUUAAAAUUUGGUUUUUGGAGAUGCUCAACUAUAAUUUAUAACUACACAGAAGCCUAUUGAUCAAGAUAAUCCUCUCAGUGAAUCAAUGGCAAUUUAUCUUGUGAUGAGUUCAUAAGAUCCCCAAAUUUUCAUUUUCAAACUGGAGUGAUAUAUGGAUAUUUGAAUCCAUAAGUUUUUAUUCGCAUAUGGUGCCAUUGUGCCUAUUUUAGAUUUGUGUCAAGGUCUUGCACCACAUACAUCCAAUACGAUCUCCAAGGUUCAGUUCAUGGUCUUAAAACCUGCCUUGCCAGUUCGUCAUGCACAAGCGUUGGUAGGGUAGACGACUGUGGAGCUUACAUCUUAGCAGAGCUUACAAGAUGAAGGAAAUGAUAUUUAUAGCCAAUGAAGCCUUGGAUGAUGGCUUGGUUUCUUGACCUCACUCAAAGAGUCGUUCUGUUAUUAACAGUGUGUUUUAUGGUGUAGUAAGAGGAGUAAAUGGUGAAACAAAGAAGGAAGCUCGGAGGGUGAAAAGCUGUGCAGAAAGCUCUCAAAAGUGGCCACCCGACCGGGUGAAUUUCAUGCCCAAUAAUGUACCCGGCCGGGUGAUUUCUAGAAGGCAGCGAGAGGACAGAAAGCUCUCAAAAUUGGCCACCCGGCCGGGUGAAUUUUGUACCCAAUAAUACACCCGGCCGGGUGGAUAAAUUAUAACUGUAAUUUUGCAGUUAAAGGCGGCGGUUUUUCCCUUCCCAAGAGAAAAAGUGGCAGCUUAAAAGAUGGAAAGAGAGGUGACGUGAUGGGAGGACAAAGGGGGACAGAGGAAUUAAUUAAAAAAAAGGCAGGAGAGAGACGGCUGGGGACAGAGAGGAGGAAGAAGAGAAGGAAUAAAUUCCGACCAACAUUCCGACGAUCCAUCUCCAUAUCUCCAUUCUACUCAACAAGAGCAAGCUUCCUACGGUUUUAAUUGUUAUUAUUACCAUGUGCUUAGGCUAAACUCUUACGUUGCUCCUAAUGUGUGAAAGAUGUGAAUGACUUUUGGAUUCUAUGGAUUAGUAUUUUUCUAUGAUCU